AACCAUAUCUCGUCCCCAGGAUCUUCAUGCCAAUGGUGGACAGCCUUUCCAAGCACCCUGUCUGUGGGUCUUACAAUCCCAGAGCGGGGCCUCCCUUAUAUAAGUUAUACAGGUAUGUGCAAACAAUACAAGGACGACAGAGACGAGGACAGUCUUCUGGGUCUGUAUGAAGUGGAAUUUGGAGAAGUACUGGAUGCAUCCUCACUUCUGCAGCCGUUUGUGAGGGCCUACUGCGGAACAGACCUUGCAAAGGUCAGACGAUUCAUGCAGAGGAUCUCAAGCCUUCAGGCACGCGCGCGGUCAUUUUUCCUCUCUCGCGCGUUUUGCCCGAAGGACUAAGAAAAAAGGAAGGGUGCUCGUAAAAUACGAAGCCCGACGCCCACUAACAAAAAAGCCAAAUGAUUAUAAGCUGGACACUGGACGUAGUUCUCAUUUGGCUUUGCCAAGGUCUACUUCUCACUUAAACAAUGCAGAGCUGGUGAUGGCGUCUUGUAA
Messenger RNA from Porites evermanni, 495 nucleotides. Lineage: Eukaryota; Metazoa; Cnidaria; Anthozoa; Scleractinia; Poritidae. The record is from the annotation of a GenBank genome assembly.